Acomys russatus (golden spiny mouse) is the source of this 1364-nucleotide messenger RNA. It is a transcript of the gene Snx31, whose product is annotated as sorting nexin 31. The coding region runs from base 1 to 1317 and encodes 438 amino acids. The record is from RefSeq and is a predicted model, not a curated record. Lineage: Eukaryota; Metazoa; Chordata; Mammalia; Rodentia; Muridae. Gene Ontology annotation, molecular function: phosphatidylinositol binding. Gene Ontology annotation, biological process: intracellular protein transport. Gene Ontology annotation, cellular component: early endosome. The transcript is spliced from 14 exons.
AUGGCGGCGCCCCCAUCCUCAUCCUCGCCUUGGAUAACGGCGGGCGGGUGUCUGUCCUUUCAGCUGUACUCCGUGUACCUGGACGGGUUCUUCUUCUGCAAGGUACGCUAUAGCCAGCUGCACCGCUGGAACGAACAGCUGAGGCGGGUGUUCGGAAACUGCCUGCCCCCUUUCCCACCGAAGUACUACCUGGCGAUGACUACUGCCAUGGCGGAAGAGAGGAGGGCGCAGUUGGAACGCUACCUGCAGCAUGUAACUGCAGACCCCCAUGUGGUGCGGAGUGACGUCUUCCUUGAGUUUUUGACAUGGUUGCAGCUGCACACACUGAACACCCCCACCACGAAAGCUGUUCUGGAUGUAUUCCUGCCCAAUGGAAGGAGCAUUAAGGUGGACGUUCUAACAUCGGCUACGGCUGAAAGGGUCCUUGAGGUGGUGGCACACAAACUCGGACUGCAUCCAGAGCUCUUGGGCUACUUCGGCCUUUUUCUCAUCCGGUGUUUCCCGGAGGGCAAGCUCUCUGUUGUGAAGAAGCUGGCAGAUUUUGAGCUGCCUUACACUAGUCUUCAGAGUUCUGAAGUGGAAAAUUGUAAGAUUGGACUCAGAAAGUGGUACCUGGACCCGGCCCUGGACUCUGUGCUGAUGGACUGCAGGGCAGCUGGAGACCUGCUGUACAUGCAGGCAGUACAGGACAUUGAACUAGAAUGGGUGAAGCCCACACAGGCUCAGAGGGAGGAAUUAAAGGCACUCCAGAAGACGGAGAACCAAGCAAAGUUUUUGGAGCUGUCCCAGGAGGUCCGGCACUAUGGGUACAUUCAGCUGGAUCCCUGUACCUGCAACCACCCAGAACCUGGCUGUGAGGCUGUGCUUUCCAUCGGCAACAGCGAGAUCAGCUGCUGUGUAACCCUGCCUGACGGCGGGACGCGGGACAUCGCGUUCCAGAUGAGCAGAAUAAAGUGCUGGCAGGUCACUUUCCUUGGGACUCUGCUGGAUACGAAUGGGCCCCAGCGAACUCUCAACCAGAACUUAGAGCUGAGAUUUCAGUACAGUGAAGACAGUGGCCACCACUGGUUGGUUAUUUACAGCAAGCAGGCAUUUUUCCUGAGUAGCUGCCUGAAGAAGAUGAUCUCAGAGAAGAUGGCGAAGCUCGCGGAGGAGAACCCACAAAUGCAGAUCGAGGUUCCAGAAGAAGGCAGAAGUAAGAAGCACCCGGUCCAAGCAAGCCAGCAGAAAGACUAUUUUAAUUUUCUGAGAAAAAGCAGAACGAAGAAAGCUGAAGGUGACAGCGUUUGGGGGAGCCUAACGGAAGGAGGUCUCUGAAGGAGUCUCGUCUUUUUAAACUGUCUUAAGACAGUACCCGUGUGUGU